AUGGCUGACAAAAUGACCUUCCUUGACGCCACCAAAGCUCGUCGCUCCCUAUACUCUCUUGCUAAAGGAUCUCCCAUCUCUGAUGAUCGUAUCAUCUCUAUCGUCGAGCAUGCGAUCCGUUAUGCGCCAUCGCCGUUUAAUGCUCGCUCUUGCCGUUGCAUCGUUCUCUUCGGCAACGACCAUGAUAAACUCUGGGAGAUGGGUGCUGCAGCCAUCCAACGAUGUAUGCCCAUGGCUGUAGACAUCUUGAUUCCAAAGGUCCAGGGCUUCCGCGGGGCAUAUGGCACAGUGUGUACUGCUAUCCAAUCCUGCUCAGGUCGUCAUGCUGAGUCUAGCUUCCCANNGGUCUUGUUCUUCGAGGAUGUAGACUCUGUCAAGGAACUCAAUCCUCGGUUUGCUAAGAUGUCUGAGGAGAAUCCGGANAUUCUUCAAGGGUACGAUCACAGUAGCGGAAUGCAUCAAUACGUUGUUUGGACAGCCCUCGAAGCCGAAGGUCUUGGGUGCAAUCUCCAGCAUUACCAGGACAUGAUGCACGAGCAAAUGUAUACCGAGUGGAGGAUCCCUGAAACCUGGCAAGCAAAAGCUCAGUUGGUAUUUGGAAAACCAUUGUCGGGUCCGUUGGUGGACAAGGAAAAGACAUUCCGCGACACCGAGGACUGUAUCAAGGUUUAUGGCCGAUAG
This is a messenger RNA of Aureobasidium uvarum, 681 nucleotides long. NCBI's taxonomy places the organism in Eukaryota, Fungi, Ascomycota, Dothideomycetes, Dothideales, Saccotheciaceae. The record is from the annotation of a GenBank genome assembly.